Molecule: messenger RNA, 3218 nt
Organism: Columba livia (rock pigeon)
Lineage: Eukaryota; Metazoa; Chordata; Aves; Columbiformes; Columbidae
Gene: HDAC11
Product: histone deacetylase 11
Exons: 10
Coding region: 83-1483 (466 amino acids)
Cellular component (GO): histone deacetylase complex
Molecular function (GO): histone deacetylase activity
Source: RefSeq, a predicted model, not a curated record
UUCGCCCGCUCGGCGCCAGCCCUGGCAGGUGGGAGGUUUCAGGCGCCGGGGCCUGGGCCGUCCCCGGUGUGAGGUGUCCGCUAUGAGCGGGGCAGGAGCGCACGGGGAGGCCGCGGGAGCCGCCCCUUGCCCGGCCCCGCGGUGCCGAGGCCCUGCCGGCGGGAGAGGAGCGCGGCCGGGCCCGGGAGGCGCGGCCCGUGUGACAGAAGCCGCCUGUUGUCGCGGCGAGGGAGCCCGGGCUCUGUCCCUGCGUGGGGUGCAGGCUCUGCUGAAAAACAUCCAUUGUCUUCGUGUUUGCUUUUUUGUUUUGUUUCAACUGGAUUUUAAAAGGGUAUUUUUGAUCAUAUUUAGGCUGGAAAUAAGGGGUUUUCUGUUUCGGUAUUCACCUGACAAAGGGCCGUUCUGCCCUGCGCAGCCUCACAGAACCGCGCUGUACGAGGACCCCCCGGCAGCAUGCUGGCCUAUCGUAUAUUCUCCAGACUACAACAUCACAUUCGUGGGACUUGAGAAACUGCAUCCAUUCGAUGCAGGGAAAUGGGGAAAAGUAAUCAAUUUUUUGAAAGAAGAAAAACUAAUUGCAGAUGACUUGAUUGUGCAGGCACGGGAAGCUACUGAUGAAGAUCUCUUGGUUGUUCACACAAGGCGCUACCUUAAUAAAUUGAAGUGGUCCUUUGUUGUGGCUACGAUCACAGAAAUCCCACCAGUCGCCUUUCUUCCCAAUUUCGUUGUUCAGAGAAAAGUUUUGAGACCUCUACGAACCCAGACAGGAGGAACAAUAAUGGCAGGAAAACUUGCUGUUGAUAGAGGCUGGGCGAUCAACGUGGGGGGCGGUUUUCAUCACUGCUCAAGUGACAAAGGUGGAGGAUUUUGUGCGUACGCCGAUAUCACCCUGGCUAUAAAGUUCUUAUUUGAAAGAGUACAAGGCGUUUCUAAAGCCACAAUUAUUGAUCUGGAUGCUCAUCAGGGAAAUGGCCAUGAGAGGGACUUUAUGGAUGAUCAUCGGGUAUAUAUUAUGGAUGUGUACAAUAGAUAUAUUUAUCCAGGGGAUGGAUUUGCUAAACGUGCCAUUAAACGCAAGGUGGAAUUGGAGUGGGGUACAGAGGACACGGAAUAUCUUCAGAAGGUACAUACUCACGUGGAAGGAGCGUUAAAUGAAUUAAAGCCUGAUAUCAUUGUUUAUAACGCUGGGACUGACAUUCUGGAUGGUGACCCGCUGGGAGGACUGGCUGUUUCGCCUCAGGGAAUUGUGAAGCGAGAUGAAGUCGUGUUCAAGGCUGCCAGAAGGCGCAGAAUCCCCAUCCUGAUGGUGACGUCCGGGGGCUACCAGAAGAGGACGGCGCGGAUUAUCGCCGACUCCAUCCUCAAUCUGCAUAGCCUGGGGCUCAUUGACAAGGAGCUGGCGGCCAGCGGAGCUGGGAAUCCCAAGGUAGAACAGAUGAUUAGAGACUCGGCUCAAGACUUCAGCAACUUGUCACUGCAAUGACAAGUUCCUGAAUUGUAGGAAACAGCCUCCGGUUUAGGAGCAGGGAGCCUCCGUGUCGUUAUCAGGGUUAAUAAAACGUUUUAAGAACACUCAGCUUGCCUGUAAAAUAACACCGUAGAGAUAAUAUGCAGUCACAGAGUAAUGGUGUCUAACUUCUGGAGCUGUCUUGAGCAAAGGCAACAAAUCCUUUCAAGCUAAUGGAGACAUAAACUCCAGGGUACUGUCUUUCACACUAUAAUAUUACUGUAAAAAGCGUUAAUUGCUUCUCUUCGUGUUAUGGGUAGUUUCUUAUGUUGAAAGAACUAUGCAGUUGGUAUCCAAACACUGUUCCAGGCCUAUUUGAGGUGAUGCAGUUCGGACUGUGGUGGGAAAUGUAUGGACUGAACCUACUGGUGUUUGUUUUUUUUUUUAAGAUACUGCUUUUUAUUUAUUGCUUUUUCUAUUGAAAUAUUGCUAUAAAACGCAUUCUGUGCAGGCUUGAACUGUCAGUUUAAUACUAAAGCAAAGUGCAAUACUAUAAAAAACAGUCGGUAGGCUUUUAAGCCUUAGCUUAUUAGAACGAAAGUUCAUUAAUUUAUAUUUUAUUCCUGUUGUUGAUAGUGACUUAAAUCCUACUUAUAAACACCUUGAGAAAUAAAAUAUGAAAUGCCUUUGGCGCCAAAUGCAAAUGAGCCAUUAAGGGCUCAGCAUUAACAGUCUAGUUUUCGCCCCUUUUAAAAUGAGGCCUGCAUAUAAAAGGCAAUAGCUACUAUGCAUCGUAAAUCACAGAGCGAAGAAACUACAAUGAAAUGGAAAGCUAAUCUUAGAGUUCUGAGAAUUCUUGCGGAAAACAUGAUAUAGAAAUACAAGGUAGCUUGUUAUUGCCAGCUUUUCAUGUAUGAAACAGUGAAAUUUUGAUUUUGUUUUUUUUCCCCAACUAGUGCUGUGUUUUUGACUUGCUGGAAGAGUAAUGGUACUCAUAGUUGCAGUCAUAGUUGGUAAGCAAAUUGUUCACAUUUACAGAUAAAAAUACAGUGAACUUUCUACAUGAAGUUAAUGUGCAAGCAUCUGGGAGCUUCUAGGAGGAUUUGGGAACAAAAUAACAUAUUCAAAAGCAAAUGGAGUGCACUAACUGUAAAGCCAGGUUUUAUUUCAGUUGGUGUAUUUUGCUUUAGGUACUGUUUGCAGCAUUGGGUCAUAAAUGUACUAAACUGUAUAUUUUGCAAGAGCUUUAACUUCCAAGUAUUCACUGACUUGUAGUACAAGUUUGAUGUUGUGUUUAGGCUGGAGCCCUUCUAUGUAGGAACACCAGUGUUUUCCGUGUAGAAUUGGUGCAUAAGCUAUUUAAGGAAUGUUUAAUUCUAAUUAGAGUACUUACCUCACUUAGUCUUAAUUUUUAGAUUGAUUGAGGUUUGUUAAUUUUAAGAACUUGCACAAUUGCUAUAAAUAUCUGCUUUAAAACAGAUUUGACAUAUUGCACUAAUUUUGAGUUGCAACACUGUUAUUAAAAGGCACUUUUAAAUUUCUUACUAGAAGCAUCAUCAGAGUACAACUGAUGUUGAUUUAUUUUUUCUAUACUGUCUGAUGUUACUGAAAGAUGUUGUUCUUUCGUAUAAUUUUUACAAAAUUAUAACUUAAAUUUCUACAAACUCAAACUGUUAUAAUACCUUAUCAUCUUUUCCAAGACAUUUUCUGUUUGUGUUGACAUGUUUUUAUUAUUUUAUCUCGGUGGAAAUUAAAAUGACGUUGAACAACA